Naegleria gruberi is the source of this 915-nucleotide messenger RNA. RefSeq lists its product as uncharacterized. The coding region runs from base 1 to 915 and encodes 304 amino acids. The record is from RefSeq and is a predicted model, not a curated record. Gene Ontology annotation, biological process: protein homooligomerization. The transcript has a single exon. NCBI's taxonomy places the organism in Eukaryota, Heterolobosea, Eutetramitea, Acrasida, Naegleriidae.
AUGGAAGAUCGACCAGUUCAUCUCAAUGUCGGAGGUAAAAUAAUAACAGUUUCAUUAUUGGAUUUAACCAACACGGAGAGGGAACCAAAUAAUUUAUUUAUUAGAAUGUUUAGAGGAGAACUACCAUUGUAUGAAACAGCCUCUCCUCUCUUCUCUGAUAAAGUCUAUUUUAUAAAUUGUGAUCAUAAACCAUUCCGACAUGUUUUGAAAUGGUUAAGGUAUGGAAGAAUAGAUCAACAAAUGGUGGAAUUAAAGGCUGAUUUGUUGGAUAUAUGUAAACAAUAUAGAUUGGAAAAGUUGGAAAAAUCAAUUUCUCAAAUUAAUGUAAAUGAUUGCAUCUAUGAUCUUUCAUUCGGUCUGGGUGUUAGUAGUACAAUUAUACAAUUUAAGGAAGUUAUGGAUUUGUUUAAGAGAGCACUAGGAUGUGAAACUCCUCCAAAAUUACUUUAUAGAGCUUCAAAUGAUGGAUUUACGGCUCAAUCAUUUCAUCAAAAGUGUGAUCAUCAAGGUAAAACUGUGACCAUAGUAAGGUCAGAGUAUGGAAAUAUUUUCGGUGGUUUCACUUCUCAGGAUUGGGAAUCACCAAAGCAAGCUAAAUUCAAAGCUGAUCCAGCAGCUUUUGUAUUCAAAUUCGAGAGUGAUAGUGCUGGAAAUUCAAGACUUGAAGUAUUCCACAUUAGACAAGGAGAUCAGAAGGCAAUUUAUUGUGAUGCUUAUGAUCUUGCUAUAUUUGGAGGAGGAUGUGAUUUUUACAUUUCCGAUAGUUGUAAUAUCAAUUCGGCUUCAUAUUCAGAGUUUGGAGAUAGUUACGAGUUGCCUCUGGGCUAUUCAUUCGGUUCUGAACAAACUCAUGUCUUUUUGGGAGGUAAAUUCGAUUUUAGAGUUUCUGAAAUUGAGGUUUUCAAAAUUGAUUAA